ACAAAAGUUUGGUGGGCAAUUUGGCGGGAAUUUAUAAAUAAAAUGGCGUCCAAAGCUAAAGAAAGUGAAGCUUUAGAGAAAGUUUUCAAGUACAUGAAAGAUCAAAACAGACCGUACAGUGCAGGUGAUGUUUUCAGUAACAUGCACAAGGAAUUCAACAAGCCUUGUGUACAGCGUGUACUAGACCAACUGGUAUCAAAUGGAAAAGUAAAAGAAAAGACAUACGGGAAGCAGAAAGUGUAUGUGGUUGAUCAGGGGCUAUUUCCAGUCAUUAAUGAGUCAGAGAUAGCAAAAAUGGACGAUGAAAUCCGAACACUACAAGAAAGCAUAGCAGUACAAGAGAGCGAAUGUUCUGCCAUGGAAGCAAAGUUGAGUGCUUUAAAGAAUUCAUUGACAUUGCAAGAAGCAAAAGAGAAAUUGGAAGAAACAGAGAAAGAGUGUACAAAGCUUAAUGAAAGGCUACAAGUUGCCAAAGCAGGUAGUGAGAACAUAACUCCUGAAGUAGUUGAAAAGGUUCACACUGAACACAAAGCAGCUGUUACCCACUGGAGGAAGAGAAAGAGACUGGCCAUGGAUAUUGUCAAUACUAUAUUAGAAGACUUUCCAAGAUCAAAGAAGGAACUACUGGAAGAGGUUGGUUUGGAGACAGAUGAAGAUUGUGGUGUUUCAAUACCAUCAACUACCACUUGAAAAAAUUAUACUCUACAUGUAUAUACACUUUCACUAUUCACAUUAUUAAAAUUGACAGUUAUAAUAACAUAAUAAUAAUAAUAAUAAUAAUAAUAAUAAGCUAUAAAAAGCCCCACAAUAAAGGCACAAAUUAAAA
Molecule: messenger RNA, 826 nt
Organism: Amphimedon queenslandica
Lineage: Eukaryota; Metazoa; Porifera; Demospongiae; Haplosclerida; Niphatidae
Product: homologous-pairing protein 2 homolog
Exons: 10
Coding region: 43-690 (215 amino acids)
Biological process (GO): homologous chromosome pairing at meiosis; meiotic joint molecule formation; meiotic strand invasion involved in reciprocal meiotic recombination
Cellular component (GO): condensed nuclear chromosome; DNA recombinase auxiliary factor complex
Molecular function (GO): double-stranded DNA binding; recombinase activator activity
Source: RefSeq, a predicted model, not a curated record